CAACCUCUCCCUGAGACACUGUGUGCUUCUCUGCCGGGCUGCGAAAAAAAAAAGAAAAAAAAAAAAAAACGGGCCAGAAUUGCCAUCUUCCAAACCCAAACUGCACCUCUGAUCCCAGGAGUUCACCACACAGGCAUAUCCCCUCCGCCUCAGUCAGCCGGGCCGGCGUCUGGAGAUUUACUUUGCGACACCUUAUUAAUCAUUUGACACUUUCCAUCGACCUGAAGAAGGACGUCGGGCUCCUGAACCUGUCACACGUAUGGAACUGCAGAAGCUAUCGAACGGUAAUCACCAUGACGCUACUGUGCCCGUGGAGGGAGGAGCCCCAUCAGAGGAAGAAGAAAAGUUCCUGCAGCACAAAGAUGAUGCUUCAAAAAGACCCCAGUUCACAGAUUUUGAGGGUAAAACCUCUUUUGGGAUGUCGGUUUUCAACCUGAGCAAUGCAAUCAUGGGCAGUGGCAUCCUGGGCCUGUCCUAUGCCAUGUCAAACACUGGCAUCGUUCUCUUCCUGAUCUUGCUGACAUGUAUCGCCUGUCUGUCUUGUUAUUCAGUCCACCUGCUGCUACGCAGUGCCGGAGUCGUGGGUAUCCGCGCUUAUGAACAACUUGGCUUCAGAGCUUUUGGUCAUGCAGGGAAGAUUCUGGCAGCCGUCGUCAUAACACUACAUAACAUUGGAGCCAUGUCCAGCUACCUGUUCAUAGUAAAAUACGAGCUACCCCUGGUCAUCCAAGCCUUUCUUAGCCAGACAUCCAGCUCUGAAGACUGGUUUAUGAACGGAAACUACCUCAUUAUCAUUGUCACUGCUGGCAUCAUCCUCCCGCUGGCCAUGAUGAAGCACCUGGGGUAUCUUGGUUAUACAAGUGGCUUCUCUCUCUCCUGCAUGGUGUUCUUCCUUUCUGCGGUUAUCUACAAGAGGUUCAACAUCGCUUGCCCUCUCGAAGUGUUUGGCAACUUCUCAAUGAACGCAGAAAUCCCAGAGGACACGUGCACCGCCAAAUUUUUCACCAUCAACCAAGAGACGGCAUACACCAUCCCCAUCCUGGCGUUUGCUUUUGUAUGUCAUCCUGAAGUGCUUCCCAUUUAUACUGAACUAAGCAACCCAACCAAGAGAAGAAUGCAGAAUAUUGGCAAUGUUUCCAUCUUGGGCAUGUUCACCAUGUACUUCUUCACUGCCAUAUUUGGGUAUCUGACCUUCUACGAAAACACUGAAGCCGAGCUCCUCCACACCUACAACAAGGUGGACCCCCUGGACACUCUGAUCCUCUGUGUGCGGCUGGCUGUCCUGGUGGCCGUCACUCUGACUGUACCCGUGGUCUUGUUUCCUAUCCGUCGUGCCCUCUUGCAGCUGCUGUUUCCAGGAAAGCCCUUCCACUGGCUCCGACACAUCGCCAUCGCUGUUUGUCUGCUGUUUGCUGUCAACCUGCUGGUCAUCCUCGUCCCCAACAUCCGAGACAUCUUCGGCAUUACUGGGGCGACCACUGCUCCCACCUUGAUCUUCAUCCUUCCUGGACUGUUCUACAUUCGCAUCAUCCCGACCAACCAGGAACCCAUGAACUCCAGGCCAAAGAUCCAAGCUGCAUGUUUCACCGCACUGGGUUUCAUAUUCAUGACCAUGAGCCUGACAUUCAUCGCGCUGGACUGGAUGAGUGGAGAGAAGCGGAGUCUCGGUGGCCAUUAAAGAGCGCCGCCCUCGUCGCACGGUGACAACAGCCCACUGUUGUGCUUCUAAUCCAAUCUCCUGCAUGGAAAGCAAGAUUCCACCUACUGCUGAGAGGCUCCGGCUCGGUGGGACUUUUUUCUCAAUAAUCAUAAGGACAUGCAUUGCUCUGGAGCGAUGAAGAGGCCCGUUUAGUCCUGACACCCACCCAGGUCAACAUGUACCACAGGUAGUGUUCCUCUGUUCUGCAAGAACAUCUCAAGAACAUGUUGACCAUGGAAGCCCCUCAACUACUACAAGCUAUUUACCUCAACAGAGGCUAUAUGUGGUGUAUUAUAAUAGCAAUAUUAAGAGCAAAUUGGGCAAAUGCCUGAAUGCAAAGAACAAAAACAAAAAAAAAACAUUAAUUAUAAGCAAAGUUUAAUGGAGAAAAUGUAUUUGUUAUGUGCUUAUAAAAAUGAAUCUCAUCAUGUUGUUGACAUUGUAGCACAAUGACUGGUUCUGAUCAGAGAGCCAUAUCGUAUGAGGCAACCGAACAACGGCUUUCACAUAACUGACAUCGUUUGAUGCGUUUUGUGUUGCGUUCUGCGCUGCGUCGUGGAACGAAAUACUGGAAGAAAUACUGGCUUUUAUCAGCCAACACUUAGUUUACACAACUGUGAACCAGUUAAUUUGGUAUUAAUUCAUUUGUGAAUUUAUUCUGGACAGCAUGUGUUCAUUGUAUAAUAAAAAUUCACAAAACAUGAA
Stegastes partitus (bicolor damselfish) is the source of this 2404-nucleotide messenger RNA. RefSeq names its product sodium-coupled neutral amino acid transporter 3-like. NCBI's taxonomy places the organism in Eukaryota, Metazoa, Chordata, Actinopteri, Pomacentridae. Gene Ontology annotation, biological process: L-glutamine transport; L-histidine transmembrane transport; serine transport. Bases 260 to 1678 code for a protein of 472 amino acids. Gene Ontology annotation, cellular component: plasma membrane. The transcript has 16 exons. Gene Ontology annotation, molecular function: L-glutamine transmembrane transporter activity; glycine transmembrane transporter activity. The record is from RefSeq and is a predicted model, not a curated record.